This is a messenger RNA of Oryzias melastigma (Indian medaka), 1622 nucleotides long. RefSeq names its product nudix (nucleoside diphosphate linked moiety X)-type motif 12 (gene nudt12). Gene Ontology annotation, cellular component: cytosol. Bases 143 to 1525 code for a protein of 460 amino acids. Gene Ontology annotation, molecular function: NADH pyrophosphatase activity; metal ion binding; protein binding. The record is from RefSeq and is a predicted model, not a curated record. Lineage: Eukaryota; Metazoa; Chordata; Actinopteri; Beloniformes; Adrianichthyidae. The transcript is spliced from 8 exons. Gene Ontology annotation, biological process: NADP+ catabolic process; NAD+ catabolic process.
CGUGGACGCAUUCUCGUCCGUGGAUUUAACUCGACACUUCUCCAAACCAUUUGACGACGUAAAGAACAGAUAAAGAAGAAGACAAGUCCAGACCUGUUAGAAGCGGACAGACUCGAAAAGCUCCGUUUUCCGUCACGGCAGGAUGACGAGCCUGCAGAUGAGCGCUCAGGAGGAGAUGGUGGAGAAGUUUCUGGAUGCUGCAGCCAGAGGAGACCUGAAGCAGCUGUGUGCGCUGCUGUCCCACACCCCUUCCCUCCUUAACCAGACUGGAUACAGUGGCUGGACGGCGUUGAUGUUAGCCGCACGCAACGGACACCAUCAUCUGGUGGAGAAGCUGCUGUCACUUGGCUGUAACAAGCUCUGCACAAACAGCUCGUCUCAGACCGCCUACGACAUCGCCAAGUUCUGGGGUCACAGACACAUCGCCCGGCUGCUGAGUCUCACUGAUGACGGCGGCCUGCGUGGCGGCACGCUCAGCCCGCAGGAGAACUACUUCAGCAGGGAGACGCUGGACCGGCUGAGUGGGAAGAGGAGCGACGCAGCCUGGUUAGAAGCCAAACAAAGAGACCCGGACACAGUCUACCUCCUGUUCUCCAACCGCAGCCCCAUGGCAACCGUGACUAAGGACACCAGCGGAGACGGGGCAGACGUCAAGCUGUGCCGGUUCAGGUACAACGCAGUGAAGGACCUUCUCCAGAAACCUGCAACGGUACUUGUCUUUCUCGGGGCUGAGAGGACAAAGAACCCUCCCUCCUCCACCACCUCCUCCUCCUCCUCUCAGACGGAGCAGGAUACCCCGGAUACUCCGGUUUGGUUUGCCAUCAACUCUGAUGAAGAUGCUGCUGAGUUACUCAAACGCUGUGAGAACAGCAGCUGCUUCUUCCCAAAGACCCCAAACAGAGACCUGCUGAGACUUGAUGAGGAGGAGGCUGGCGUGGUGGCCCAGGCCCGGUCCGUGCUGGCCUGGCACGACCGCUACAGCUUCUGCCCCACCUGUGGGAGCCCCACCAGCCUGCAGGAGGGGGGGCACAAGAGGAGCUGCCUGAACCCCGACUGCAGGAGCCUGAAGGGCGUCCACAAUACCUGCUACCCACGAGUCGACCCGGUGGUCAUCAUGCUGGUGAUCCACCCAGAUGGAAACCAGUGCUUGCUGGGUAGGAAGAGCAUCUUCCCUGCACGCAUGUUCUCCUGCUUAGCUGGAUUUGUAGAGCCUGGGGAGACCAUCGAGGAGGCGGUGAGGAGGGAGGUGGAGGAGGAGAGCGGAGUGAAGGUGGGUCCAGUCCAGUAUGUGUCCUGCCAGCCCUGGCCGAUGCCCUCCAGCCUCAUGAUUGGCUGUCACGCCAUCGCCACAUCCACGGACAUCAAAGUGGAUGAGGAUGAGAUUGAGGAUGCUCAAUGGUUUCCACGGCAACAGGUGGUGGACUCCAUGUUCAGAGGAGCUCACCAGACCUUAGUCAUCCCUCCCAGACAGACCAUCGCCCAUCAGCUGAUCAGACACUGGAUCGGCAUCAACUCCAACCUCUAACAUCCACAAACACAAAGCCACGAAGUCUUCUUCAGUACAUCUAAAGGGCCAUAGCACGUUUUUUUAUAAGUUGUUCAGAGUAAAAUAUAUCCAUAUA